Messenger RNA from Colossoma macropomum (tambaqui), 2892 nucleotides. It is a transcript of the gene syngr2b, whose product is annotated as synaptogyrin 2b. The record is from RefSeq and is a predicted model, not a curated record. The transcript is spliced from 4 exons. Gene Ontology annotation, cellular component: neuromuscular junction; synaptic vesicle membrane. Bases 121 to 858 code for a protein of 245 amino acids. Lineage: Eukaryota; Metazoa; Chordata; Actinopteri; Characiformes; Serrasalmidae.
CGAGUCGGACAUCGCUGGCUGAGUGCAGCGAGAUCACCCAGAGGCGGCGGUUCUUCUGUCAGGAGCUUCAGCUGCUCUGUUUACCCGGGGAAGUCCUGUGAGUUGGCCGUGUGAAAUAAGAUGGAGUCCAGCGAAACCAGCGUGUACGGCGCCGCUUUAGCCGGCGGCAGCUUCGACUUCAUGAAGUUUAUCAAGCAGCCACAAACUGUGCUACGGAUACUGAGCUGGGUGUUUGCCAUUGUGGUUUUUGCCACCAUAACAGCGGAAGGGUACGUAAAUCCCCCAGACCAUUUUCAGGUGGUGUGCGUGUUCAACAAGAACGACGGGGCAUGCCACUACGGAGUGGGCAUCGGAAUCAUUGCUUUCCUCGCCUGUGUGGCCUUCCUUAUGGCUGACAUUUAUCUCCCCAUGAUGAGUAACGCCCAGGAGAGAAAGCGUGUGGUGACAGCUGACCUGGUGUUUUCAGGAGCCUGGACGUUUCUGUGGUUUGUGUGUUUUUGCCUCUUGGCUAAUCAGUGGGCAAACACAGUUGACACAACAGGCAUUGCUACUGACGCUGUACAUGCCAUCAUUGCCUUCUCUUUCUUCUCUAUCGCCACCUGGGGCGCACUGACGUAUUUUGCGCUGAUGAAGUUCCGCCAGGGUGUGGGAGAGCUCACUCAGAACUAUGCCGAAUCCCCUCCAGAUCACACUUCCGAAUACCCAACAUCAUAUGUCCCACCGGAUCACAACUCCUCAUACCCCACAUCUAAUUACCCCUCCUUCCCGCCUAGCCGUUCAGACAUCUACCAGCAACCCUCCUUUAUGCCCAAGCAGGAGCCAAUGGGGGGCAGUGACUACCAGCCUCCGGCCUACUGACAGAAAUGAAGGAAAAAGGGACGAUUCACUGGCCUGAUCACAUGACACAGAGCAUGGGAGGGGCCUGAAAGAGCAGCCAAUGAGAGCUCCUGUGCAUGGACUGGCCCGGCACUCCUUGAUGUUGAUUGGUUGGAAUUAUUCUUUGUAUUUGUCUGAUAAAGACAGCCUUACUGUUUCACAGCUGUUGAAUGUUUUUGUUUUUUAAUGUUUUGUCUAGCCUAGGGAUAAAGAGCACCCAUUGCACAAAUGGUGUCUAUAUAUAACUUGAGUCAUUGUGAAACUGAUGAUGUCAGAGCAGGCUAUCUGCUCUAAGUUCUCACUGUUCUGACAUGUUUUUGUUGACCUUUGUUUCAACAGUGUCCCAUUUUCACACUGUAUAACUUCUGUAUGUUGUGCCUUGACCCUGAAAAUUACAGCCCAUAGAGUUAAAUGGCCCCCUUUCAGUUUUCUGUGCCAACCAGCGAAAGACUGCUCAGCCCUCUUUUUUGUUUUAUGAUAGAAAGUCAGUCGACUGUGUCAGUCAUGGAGUCAAUCAAGCGAUUUAAAGAGUGUUAAGUGUUGCAGAACAAAACAGUAGAUCCUCAGUAGCUUUACGUUCAGAUGCUGUUCUCGAUGGUAAAAUAAAGCAGUGGCCUACACUACUGGAAAUAAAGCCAUAUUUCAUUAAGGUGUGACUUGAAAUAGCCAUAGUUUUUGUCCGGUAUUGCCAAAAUGAAAACGAAUCAUAUGAUUUCAGAUGGGAAAUCCCCACUGUGGUGUUUUUAGCUAAGACAGAACCACCUUUGAUAUAGACCUGGUUUGUUCACAUUAUGUUUUGCAGUUCCCCAGGAUAUAACAUCCACACAUGACCUCAAAACAUAUUGUACAACAACCUUGCGGUGUUGAUGUUUCGCACAUCUCAGGCCUUCACUUGCCAAUGUAUUAGUACACUGAGCUCAGGUUAACUCUGCUGUGCUGUAGAAUAUUACAGGCCGGCAGGACUUCAAUCUUUUUCAAGUUCUAAGAAAUAUCAGUCAUUAAAUAAAGUAGAUAUACAUGCAAAUGUUUGAAGACCCUUGUCAAAUGACAUUUUCUAAGUGGAAAAAAUGAUCAUAUCCUCCAGAGAGAACAGAUGUAAAUAUGGCAUUUUUCUGCAAAUGUAAAAAAAUCCCUAUUUUAUGCUUUAUUUUUUUUCCCUCAAUAUGUUCAGUUCAGCAAAUAAACAUUAAUUGUACAUUAAAAUGUGCUGAAGGAUGUUCUCUGUAGAGCAUGUGUUAAACUAUUUUCACUUAAAUCAUUGUCCAGGGUGUCUAAACUUUAGCAUACAACUGUACAUGUUUUGUAUUUUGGCUCUUUAUUCUGAUUUUUUUUUUCUUUUGGCUGGGAUUUUAGCCUGAUCAUAGAUACGGAAGUAAAACCACUAUACUGCCUUUAAGAAUUUGGACCUACAACAUAGCUGUUUCUCCAUAAAGUCAGUUGAAUGUGUGGCUAAUCGAGAUGACAUUGCACUCUUUGAUGAAUUUCUUUCUGGGAUCUGUGCGUUAAUAAUUGCUAUACAUUUUUUUCAUUAGAUUUUGUACUGUAACAAAACACUGGUUUAAAAUUAGGGAUGCAGUAUAUCGGAAUAACAGUCUCUGCAGAUAUUUGCUCUCAAAAUCUUUUGGCAUUGGACGGAUGUUGACAUUUCAAACUGAUAUUUGAUAAAUUAUUUAUUGUACUCUCAGACACAAUGUUUGGGCAACGCAAAUGUCUGCAUUUUAUUCAUUUACUACAUUUACAAUAAAUAUUACAUUUCUCUGUAAUGCUAAUUCAGGUAGAUCUAGUCCCAAUUUAUACAUCUUAAAACUAUGUAUCAAUAUUUGUAGUACAUGAAAAAUAUCAGAUAUCAGCAUCAGUCCACAAUUCCCAUAUCAGUGCAUCCCUAUUAAAUGUUUCUUACAAUGCGGAAUUGCACUUGUUAGCAUAUGAACUGCAUAAACAGGCCAAAUGGCUGCACAAGAAUAAAAUUAUGUAUUGUGACAGGGAAGAAGAAAAUAAAUUUCUUUUGACAAAGUA